AUCUUAGCAAUCUUUUAGAAAUUAAAUCAUUUAAAAACUUCUUGUAACAUUUUACAUUUGUUCAAUUAUUUACUCAAAAGUAAUUCACAGUUUUGCCAAAAUUAAAUAAAAUUGUGUUUCAAGAUGAGCAGAAUAUUAUCAACGAUUUCGGUGCAUUCUAUUGCCGAUAAAAGCGUCAUCGAUAUGAAGGAUAUAUUUCCGAAAAAGUUACCAGAACUACACGUGGGUCCUGUGUACGAUGAAAAUGGUUUCACGCUGAGCGAGAGAUUGGCUCUCAGACAGGCUUGGAAAGUAAUCAAACCCUUUGAGCGACGCUAUGGCAAAGAAAUCUACUUCACCUUCCUAAUGGAAAAUUAUAAGGUUUUCGAGAAUUUUCGAUGGAAGGGAAAACUGGAUCUGCAACGUUUACACGGACAUUCGUUGAAUUUUAUGCGCUUCAUAAGCGCUGUUAUUGACCAAAAUGAUCCAGUUGUAUUCCAAGCGAUGCUCAAUGAUAUGUACAACAUGCACAAUCGAUGUCACGUCAAUUUCGAGUACAUGGAGAUACUUGUUAAGGCGUUGAUUAGCUAUGUGCUCGAUAAGCUCCAUGAUGUUAGAUCUGCAUCCUUGCAGAGUGGCUUCCAAAAGCUGUUGGACAAGUUUCAUACCUUUGUUAUUGAUGAUCGACCCAAGGGAAUUACCUAUUCAAUACGUCCAUCCGAUGAUAUCGAUGUGUCUUAGCAGUUUCAUUGUAAUACCGCUUCCGGCAACCAAUCAAUUUGUUGAAAAGAAAAGAAAGAAAUAUUA
This is a messenger RNA of Drosophila nasuta, 786 nucleotides long. It is a transcript of the gene glob3, whose product is annotated as globin 3. The coding region runs from base 124 to 720 and encodes 198 amino acids. Lineage: Eukaryota; Metazoa; Arthropoda; Insecta; Diptera; Drosophilidae. The transcript has 3 exons. Gene Ontology annotation, molecular function: oxygen binding; heme binding. The record is from RefSeq and is a predicted model, not a curated record.